AUGUCGCCCGCACUGCACCCCGCGACGGGCGAAGUCGGGCCCAAGGCGUCGCGUGCCCACCACCAGCCCAUAGAGACGUCGUCGCCCUCGGAGCCGGGACGCCCGCGCCGCACCACGGCCCAGAGCGACAUCGAGGACACGAUCCAGCACCCGGGCAGCGUGCGCAUCAACGUCCAGGGCGCCUUCAUCGUCGACGACUCGCAGCCCGACACCCCCCAGAGCGACGACUACGAGCACGAUCCCCACGACAUCCGCCUGCCCAACCACACGUCCGUCGUGAGCCAUGUUGCCGUCGAUAUUGGCGGCUCCCUGGCCAAGCUCGUCUACUUUUCGCGCGAGCCCGGCGACGAUGCCGCCGGCGGCCGUCUGAACUUUUUCAAGUUUGAGACGGACCGCAUCGACGCGUGUAUAGAGUUUAUGCGCAAGCUGCAGGCCGACCAGAAGCACGACAACGGUUCCAAGUCGCCCGACCUGUGCAUCAUGGCCACGGGCGGCGGCGCCUUCAAGUACCAUGACAAAAUCACACAGGCUCUUGAUGUUGAGGUUAUACGAGAAGACGAAAUGGAGUGCUUGAUCAUAGGCCUCGAUUUCUUCAUCAACGAGAUACCCAACGAGGUAUUUACAUAUAGCGAAGACAGCCCCAUGACCUUUAUGCCACAUCCACCCGACCCGCCCAACAUUUACCCCUACCUCCUUGUUAACAUUGGUUCCGGAGUCUCCAUGAUCAAGGUCUCGGGGCCGCGGCAGUUUGAGCGCAUAGGCGGUACAUCGCUCGGAGGCGGUACACUCUGGGGUCUUUUGUCGCUGCUCACAGGCGCCCGCAGCUUCGACGACAUGCUGCGGCUCGCCGAAAACGGCGACAACUCGUCGGUGGACCUGCUUGUCGGCGACAUCUACGGCCAAGCCUACAACAAGAUUGGCCUCAAGAGCACGCACAUUGCCUCGUCGUUUGGCAAAGUCUACAAGAUGAAGCGCGCCGCCGAGCGCGAGGCCGAAGACGGCUGCAACGGCGACCUCAAGCGCCGCGAAGAAGCAGAACACGUCCAGGGCUCGGCCGAACUCCCCCACAACCAAGGCUCCUUCCGCCCAGAAGACAUGGCCCGCUCCCUUCUCUACGCCGUCUCCAACAACAUUGGCCAAAUUGCCCAUCUCCAUGCCGAAAAACACGGCCUUCCCCGCAUAUACUUUGGCGGCUCCUUCAUCGGCGGCCACUCCCAGACUAUGAACACUCUGUCCUACGCCAUCCGCUUCUGGUCAAAGGAUACUCGCCAAGCAUAUUUCCUGCGUCACGAGGGUUAUCUCGGUGCUGUAGGCGCGUUUCUGAAGAGGCAGCCAAGAAACUGGGGGAGGAGAGAGAGUUUUGUCGGCGCCUCGUCGUCGCCGUCGUCGUCGUCGGGGGGUGGGAGACCGAGUUCGAGUACUCUUGUUGGUGCUUGAAUCUUUUUCUUUCUUUUUUUUGCUUUCUUGAAAAAUUUCGGUGGUUUGUCCUGAGCUCAUGUCCUAUGUGUGUGUGUGCUUGACGGACCUCUUUUUGUGUGUGUGUGUGUGUGGUUCAAUUUACCUAUGUAUAGAUGAACACUUGGAAAAAAAAGUAAGUAGAGCUCCCGUCCGAAUUGGUUAUCGAUAGGGGUACAUAUGGGCUUUCUUUUUUUUUAAUACGAUGGAUUGAUGCCCUUGACUUGAGCUUUUCAACUUGGGUCCCG
Molecule: messenger RNA, 1703 nt
Organism: Exserohilum turcica Et28A
Lineage: Eukaryota; Fungi; Ascomycota; Dothideomycetes; Pleosporales; Pleosporaceae
Exons: 3
Coding region: 1-1437 (478 amino acids)
Biological process (GO): coenzyme A biosynthetic process
Cellular component (GO): cytosol; nucleus
Molecular function (GO): ATP binding; pantothenate kinase activity
Source: RefSeq, a predicted model, not a curated record